AUGCCGCAAUAUAACCAGCUGCUGUUGCCGCAGGAUGAUUUGGAACAAUUACCUUCCCAAAAUAAUUUCUACAGUAAAUUCAAUACAGGAUGCGCUAGUUGUGCCGAAGAUUCUGGUGUAACAGAGUUAAAGGACGCAUUAGACGACCAUACUAGUACUCAGGGAUAUACGGAUAAGGUUGUAAGUGCAUGGUGUUGUAUGUCCAAAAUAAAGGACAGUAGUAUCUCCCAUAAUGAAUGGUGUUAUUCUUUAUAUUAUUGGAUUGGAGACUUUUUAUUCAGGAAUUCUACGGAUGGUAACUUCGUUGCGGGCAUGAUACCUUCGAUCUGUAAGAAUGUGAAGGUUACGUACAAGAAAGAGGGAUGUGAAAUUAUCUGUGAUCCAGUUGAAAGAAAUCUUUUUCUUCACAGGAAAGUAAUAUUCGACUACAUUUAUGACUACACUACAUUAAAGGGCCUCAUAAGUAAAAGUGGUACGGAAUGUACUAAGAAAUAUGGCACAUACAUGAAUUGUAUUGUUACCGCAUAUAAUGCUUUAACUGAAUACUGUAAUAAACCUACAAAUAAUAAUGAUCCAUAUUGUGAAGAAUUUAAAAGCAAAUUCCAUGGCAGUGAAAGUAACAAUAUUCCGAAACCAUCAACAUUGAAAUGUUCAACAGUGCAGGAAGGAGGACAUGGAACACACCAGGCGGACACACUCACCUCCCCUGGAAGUAGCAACAUUACCACUAUCACUUCUACCAUAAUCCCAAUAGUAGGCCUUCCAUUUGUUAGUUUUUUUUUAUAUAAGGUAACUAUUAUUAAACAUCUGAUAAGUGCAUACACUUCCCUACCUUUUUGGUUUCGUAACCAAUUUGGAAACAACAACAACAGCGGUGGAAGAAAUACGAGAAAAAGAUCGGCGGGGCCUAACUUUAGUACAUUCACAGAAGACGAUUCUUCUACAGAGGUUUCAACAGUAUAUGAAUCCACGGAAGCUUCCACGAGUGACUUAACAGAGAAUUCUUCUUUAUGUACAUCACCAUCAUCUAUCAGCACCAGAAAAGGAAAAGGAACAAAUAAUAGACAUGGAAGGAACAUACGUUAUCAAGCAAUGUAA
Plasmodium coatneyi is the source of this 1098-nucleotide messenger RNA. Its product is annotated as Variable surface protein Vir7-like. The record is from RefSeq and is a predicted model, not a curated record. Lineage: Eukaryota; Apicomplexa; Aconoidasida; Haemosporida; Plasmodiidae. The coding region runs from base 1 to 1098 and encodes 365 amino acids. The transcript is spliced from 3 exons.